This is a messenger RNA of Synchytrium microbalum, 1113 nucleotides long. RefSeq lists its product as uncharacterized. Lineage: Eukaryota; Fungi; Chytridiomycota; Chytridiomycetes; Synchytriales; Synchytriaceae. The transcript is spliced from 4 exons. Bases 1 to 1113 code for a protein of 370 amino acids. Gene Ontology annotation, molecular function: protein serine/threonine kinase activity; ATP binding. Gene Ontology annotation, cellular component: cytoplasm; nucleus; cytosol. The record is from RefSeq and is a predicted model, not a curated record. Gene Ontology annotation, biological process: negative regulation of apoptotic process; negative regulation of glycogen biosynthetic process; intracellular signal transduction.
AUGAACGAAGCCACUCCUCUUCAUCAACAGCAAGAACAAUCACCUCCUGCUGAACAACCAUGCCCAGAACAAGUACUCUUCCAUCAUCCACCACCAGCAGCUUUUACCGACAAGUACAUCAUCACCGGGGAGCUUGGGUCUGGUGGUUUCGGCUUCGUAGUCACUGCCAUAGACUCUUCUCGUCGAGAGUGGGCUGUUAAAUUCAUCUACAAGGACCGCAUAUCCGCCGAAAACUGGUGUCAAGAUAAAUUACUAGGACGAGUACCUCUAGAAAUCCAUAUAUUAAGCCGUAUGCAUCACCCUUCUAUCAUUGGUAUGGUCGACUAUUAUGAAAACGAUGCUUUUUGCAUACUGGUCACUGAAUUACACGGGGCUGCUUGGAAGGACGAAGUAGUCUGUGACGCUAUCGACUCUAUAGAUGGCUCCACCCAGCUCUUGUCUAUGACGGAUCGUGUCUCUAGUAUUGUCAUCGCCGCGUCAUCGCCAUUUGGAUCAUCAAAAUUGCAAUUCAACCAACAAUUACCUUUCCAUCUACCAACACCGUCAGCCGAUUGUAUGAUACCUGAACCUUUGAUAAGGAGAUCCAGUAUGGACUUGUUUGAAUGUAUUGAACAAUGCGAUCACCUGACUGAACCGCAAGCUGCAUAUGUCUUCAAACAAGUAGUGGAUGGUGUGAGAUUCAUGCAUUCCAAGAACGUAGUGCAUCGUGACAUCAAAGAUGAAAACAUUGUAAUUGAUGAUCAAUUCCGAGUCAAGAUAAUAGAUUUUGGAUCGGCUGCAGUUGAUGUCGGUACACCAUAUCGAACAUUCAGAGGCACAAUCCAAUACGCAGCUCCAGAAAUAUUGAGAGGGGAAAAGUAUCACGGUCGCCCUUGUGACAUAUGGGCUUUGGGUAUACUGCUGUACAUUAUAUUAUACGGCGAAGUACCAUUCUCAUCUGGUGAUCAAGCCAUCAGUGAAUCACCAAGAGCACCACGCUUCCAAACAUCCGCUGAAUGCCAACACUUAAUAUAUUGGAUGCUACAAAAGAAGUCAACAAGGAGGCCGACCAUUGAACAAGUGUUUUAUCAUCCAUGGUUGUUACGUGUGCCUACACGUACAUCGUCUCUAUGA